AUGAGCUACUUUGAAGACCUACGCGACAGCUUGCGGGCUUUCGCGCCCCAGGAGCGUCGCAACCUUCUUUUCUAUAUCCUGGGAAUCAUGGUUUACAAGUUCGGCCUCGAAGCAUUCAACGGAUCCAUCACGGCUCUCGCCACUAACCGAUAUGACUACGAAUCGAUUGUCAACAAAACCGACUCGAGGACAUUCGAACGACUGGCUCUGCUGCAGGGCCUCAACCAAGCGGCACAGUGUGUGGGAAGUAUCAUCAUUGCGCCUCUUGUCAAGAGAUUUCCCACCAAGAACGUCCUUGCGUGCGCAAUUUUCAUCUUUGGCCUCUGCUCCGCCAUUCUCCUGAUCCUCGACGCUGCUACCGGGGGUACCUUUGUCCCGGAGGCCUACCGAGAAAACCAUCCCAAGAACGAGUGGUCCUACUACGGCAAAUAUCCCAACGAUGCCAUUAUCCCGAUAUACACAAUCAGUGGAAUUGCAUACGGCUGUGUUGAACUGAUCCGGCGAAUCAUUCCCCGUGACAUUGUUGGAGGUAUGUCCAGAAGUUGCGAAAGAUGGACUCUAUCGUGA
Molecule: messenger RNA, 567 nt
Organism: Colletotrichum truncatum
Lineage: Eukaryota; Fungi; Ascomycota; Sordariomycetes; Glomerellales; Glomerellaceae
Source: RefSeq, a predicted model, not a curated record